Cygnus olor (mute swan) is the source of this 2278-nucleotide messenger RNA. RefSeq names its product prolyl 4-hydroxylase subunit alpha 1 (gene P4HA1). Lineage: Eukaryota; Metazoa; Chordata; Aves; Anseriformes; Anatidae. The transcript is spliced from 16 exons. The record is from RefSeq and is a predicted model, not a curated record. Gene Ontology annotation, biological process: peptidyl-proline hydroxylation to 4-hydroxy-L-proline. The coding region runs from base 216 to 1832 and encodes 538 amino acids. Gene Ontology annotation, molecular function: L-ascorbic acid binding; protein binding; procollagen-proline 4-dioxygenase activity. Gene Ontology annotation, cellular component: endoplasmic reticulum.
CUCAAUAAGCAGAAACAAGCAUCAGAAUUGCUACCAGCUGACUCUUGCACAACAACUGUUAAUUGCUUUAAGUACCUAAAACUGGUCACAGCCUGGUGUCACCAGAAGGUUUCUGAAGAGCUGGAAAAGAUUCAGAGAGGAUAAGUGAGAACGAAGAUGUGGCAUGCUGCUGCAGUGAGAAGCUAGGUCCGUGGUGCGGUGACAGCUGUUGACCUAUGGCCAUGGCAUUCCCCAAGAUUUGGUAUUCUGUAGCCGUUGGAUUUCUGCUGCCUUUUUCUUAUGCCCAUACGGACUUCUUCACUUCCAUUGGACAUAUGACAGACUUAAUUAAUACAGAAAAAGAUCUGGUGGUGUCACUAAAAGACUACAUCAAGGCAGAAGAAAGCAAGCUGGAACAGAUCAAAAAAUGGGCAGAGAAAUUAGAUCAGCUGACAGACACUGCUACGAAAGACCCAGAGGGGUUUUUGGGACAUCCUGUAAAUGCAUUCAAGUUGAUGAAACGGCUUAACACAGAGUGGGGUGAGCUGGAGAGCCUGGUUCUGAAGGACAUGUCAGAUGGCUUUAUCUCCAACAUGACUAUCCAGCGGCAGUUCUUCCCAAAUGAUGAAGAUCAGACUGGUGCAGCAAAAGCCCUCCUGCGGCUUCAAGACACGUAUAAUUUGGAUACAGACACCCUCUCAAGAGGGAAUCUCCCAGGUGUAAAGCACAAAUCCUUUUUAACAGCCGAAGAUUGCUUUGAGCUGGGAAAGAUUGCAUACACGGAGGCUGACUACUACCACACCGAGCUCUGGAUGGAACAAGCUCUGAAGCAGCUGGAUGAGGGAGAAGUGUCUUCUGCAGAUAAGGUCUACAUUCUGGACUACCUGAGUUAUGCUGUGUAUCAGCAGGGGGAUCUGGGCAAAGCAAUGAUGCUCACCAAACGCCUUCUCGAACUGGAUCCUGAGCAUCAAAGAGCAAAUGGGAACAUGAAAUAUUUUGAAUAUAUCAUGGCCAAAGAAAAAGAAGCCAAUAAGUCCAGUACAGAUGCAGAAGACCAGACAGAGAAGGAAACUGAGGUUAAGAAAAAGGAUUACCUGCCUGAGAGAAGGAAGUACGAAAUGCUGUGCCGUGGGGAGGGUCUCAAAAUGACCCCUCGGAGACAGAAAAGACUCUUCUGCCGCUAUUAUGAUGGAAACAGGAAUCCUAGGUACAUUCUGGGCCCCGUCAAACAGGAAGACGAGUGGGACAAACCUCGAAUUGUUCGCUUCCUUGAUAUCAUUUCCGAUGAAGAGAUUGAAACUGUGAAAGAGCUAGCAAAGCCGAGGCUGAGCCGUGCUACUGUUCAUGACCCCGAGACUGGGAAACUGACCACAGCACAUUACAGAGUCUCUAAGAGUGCGUGGCUGUCUGGAUACGAAAGCCCUGUGGUCUCUCGCAUUAACACAAGGAUACAGGACCUAACAGGCCUUGAUGUCUCCACAGCAGAGGAACUACAGGUAGCCAACUACGGAGUAGGAGGCCAGUAUGAGCCUCAUUUUGAUUUCGGAAGGAAAGAUGAGCCAGAUGCUUUUAAGGAAUUGGGAACAGGCAACAGAAUUGCUACUUGGUUGUUUUAUAUGAGUGAUGUGUCAGCAGGGGGAGCUACUGUCUUUCCUGAAGUAGGAGCUAGUGUUUGGCCUAAAAAGGGAACAGCUGUAUUCUGGUACAAUCUCUUUCCAAGUGGAGAAGGAGAUUACAGCACGCGGCAUGCGGCCUGCCCAGUACUAGUUGGAAACAAAUGGGUAUCCAAUAAGUGGCUCCAUGAGCGAGGACAGGAAUUCAGAAGGCCGUGCACUUUAUCAGAGUUGGAAUGAUGCAGACUCUUCUUUCUUCUCUUCUGUAUUCAGUCUGUGUAAAAUGCACACAUCUCCUACAGUUUACAAUUGACUAACACUCCACUACAGGUUCAGUCUCCAGCUACACCAGUGUUUCAUCUGUGGACAAAACAAACAUACUUUUAGUUCCUUCUAAAAUACCCCCUUAAAGUUUUACAAAUGGAUUAUAUUGAUUUUUAAGGCCCAUGAGUGUUACAGAAAGGAAAAUAAGGACAAAAUACAGAUCAGGGCCACAACUGACAGUGUGUUACGUGUGGUGUUCCUUCACCACACCCCUCUGGAUCAGUGCGGAAAGCCGGUGAUCGUUCGCUUUAGAGUCCUCGCAACUGUCAGUCUGCUGAUGGCGGGAUGAACGCUGCCUGGAAGAGUCAAGGGGAGGGCUCCUUUCUAAGGAAGGCUGAAUUAAACCAGUUCGUAUUCCUCAA